UAAGUGUAUGUUAAAGUUAUGUUUGGCAGCAUGGCGGGGGGACAGCCUCUGAAGUAAAAAAAAAAAAAAAAAUUGGGGCGGGUAAUGCAAUUUCAUGCAAUGACAUCACUUUUCCUCAACCCAAAACACUGAAGCCGAGGCAGAGAGGAGAGCGCUGCCGCAGGGACAGGACGCUGCAAAAAUGAGCACAAGAUAAGACAGAUUUGAAAGAAAAAACAGUAUAUUUCUGUGUUUUAUUAACCAUGGAGAGGCGGCGUCGUCUUCGGCAGUUUCCAACCAAAUGAGCUCCUUGGUUUUGUUGUUGGGAGACAGAGGUGCCUGACAGGAGACUGACUCCUCUUCAAGGAUCAUAACGAGAGCUGAAACCACAGAUGAGAACAAUGUCUGAUGAGACAGAACAGAGAAUGUGUGACGAAGACUUCGGUUCGGACGAGGAGGGCGAGGAGGGAGACGUGGAGUCUUUCCUGGAGGACAACAGCAGCGAGCUCAUGGACCGACUGAGGGAGCUGGAGGCAGAAAACUCUGCUCUGAUGUUGGCGAAUGAGAGUCAGCGGGAGGCGUACGAGAGAUGUUUGGAUGAGGUGGCCAACCACGUGGUCCAGGCUCUGCUGAAUCAAAAGGAUCUAAGAGAGGAGUGCAUCAAGCUCAAGAUGUUGGUGUUUGACCUGGAGAGACAGAACAGAGCGCUCUGUGAGCUCUUCCAGCAGAAACUGCCCAACCACCCCACCGCUCACUACCAGGUCCAGGCGGGACCCCUCCCAGACUACAAUGCACAGCUGCACAAUGACGCCGCCAAACAGGUGGAGCCUGCACAGACUGAAGCACAAGCCAAGGGAAAUGGCUACCGCACACAACAUGCCUCCCCGGGCCCUCGCGGCCCCGCCGCCUCCAUGGAGGCCCUGUCCCCCUUCUUCAAGAAGAAAGCACACAUCCUGGAGGUCCUUCGCAAGAUGGAGGAGACGGACCCUCUGAAGUUCCACCCGUCCACCACCAGCUUGUCUUUCUGCGACUACAGCCAGGUGCUCAUGUCCACAGAGGCUGUUUUGGCCACAGCGGACCCCCUUCCACUAACGUGCAAAUCCCACCACACACACUGCCACUGCUCCCGCUCCGACACUGACUCACACCAGCAUGUCAACGGCGACGGGGCGGUGAAGUGUGAGGGAGGGAACACCUGCUGUUUACACUGCAAGAGGAGCCCGGACAGUCCUCCAAAGCCAUGCAACCACGUCUGUAGUCCUUCAAAAGCCAACUCCGCCACCCAGAGCCAUGUAGUUCCCACAGCUGCUAUAAGCGAAUGUCACAGUAAGAGCAGGACAGCCGAGUCUGUUCCCCCGUCGAAACAAUGCACCAAGAAUGAAGCCCACCAGCAACCAGCGGGCGCCACUGCCCACCCGUCGCUCACAGACGCAGCCGAGCAGAGCCUGGAGGUGGAGCAAGAGCAGGACGGCUCAGAGAGUUGUCUAAACGCGAGUGCCUCUGAAGAGCUCACUGGUUUCUGUCCCGCCUCCCACCUGCCCGGGUCCGUGAAGGACGGCGUGCAGAUCACCCACUGUGACAUGGAGACGAGUGACGGCGUGCACAAUGGCGUCAGCACAGCGACGUCCAGCGACCAGUUAGCCGUCCCAGAGAAAAAUGGCACAGAUCAGGGUUCUUCAGUGAGAGCCAGUGCCUCCGUCAGCCCCAGCCCCUCCUGCCUCAGCGACGUCAAAACCGCCGCCAUCAACUCGCCGUCCAAACUUCUCAAGUUCCUGAAGAUUCCCUCGAUAGGAGACAAGAAUCAACCUUCAACAUCCGCUGUUCGCCUGAGCCCCCAACUCACCCGCAGCUCCAGGAUCCCCUGUCGCACCAACAACUACGAGGUGUACCACUCACCUGUUCCCACACGCAGAGCCACAACCACAGAGAGGUGCAGACAGCCGCCUCCGCCGCCUUCCAGGUCUGAGUCGUACCCCGCCACACACUCCGCCCCGACCUCCCCGCCUCAGCCUGAAGACGUCUGCUCCCCGCCCGUGAAGGAAAUAAGCUACAGCAGCCUCUCUGCACCUAAAGCCGGCUCAAAGAUGGGCGCCGCCUCCUCCGCAUCCUCCUCCUCGCCCAAAGUUUCUCAGAGGGUCCCUCAUUAUGAAAACGUCUGCGUCAUGUCUUCAAACUCCAGAGAGGAGGAGCCAACCCAGGGCCUCGAGAAAAGAACCACACUUCCAUCCCAAACAAAAGCGAACGGCGGUGAGAGGAAGCUCGUUAAAUCGCUACCAGAAAGUGUCCUCAAUCCAACUCCUCAACGAAAGCAGUCCUCCUCGUCAACGUCAGAAUCCACAUCCGAUGACGAGGAGGACUCAGACAGCCCGGUGUGGGUCAACCAUCACAGCCUGCCCACCGCAUCCGCCCUCAGUAAGGCCUCGCAGGGCCGAGCCAACUACCCGCAAACCAGAGAGAAGCAGGAGGAGAUCACUGCGCAGAGCUCCGAGGUCGCCCAGCCGCCGCCUCCUCCAUCCAGGAGGAGUGACUCCUCUUCCAUCCCCAAGAGGCCUGCAGCUGCGGCAGCGAGACCCCAGGCCGAUUCCAGUCACCACGCCUUCAAAGACAGACUGGCUGCGCUGGGAAAACUGAGGAGCUCUGAGGAUUUACAAGUCGGUCUCCGACCGGCGGACGCUGUGAAUGAGAGCUCCUACGGAGAGGAGAGGAGUAAGACAGCGGAGAGGCCCAUGGAGCUCCACAAAGAGGAGCAGAGACAUUCAAAAUACACAGACUCUUUGGAUGGUAAACCUAAAGUCAGCAGUGUUGGUUUGAAGUAUCCGGGCUCGUCGCAGCUCUAUGAACAGGCUGCGAAAUCUUCCAGUGCACCGGGGGUUAAACAAGAACUUUGUGUGACUAAGACAGAAGGCUCCAAGAGCAAAAUCGGUCUGCCGUCCCCAAACACAGAUGCUCCGCAGGUACUACGCAACAACAUUAAGUGUCCAGCCUCCCUGAAUCUGGCAUAUAACCUAAAACCAGGUCCUCACAGUAGCAACAGCCCCAACAAAAUCCCCCCGAAGUCUCCGUCCAAACCCUGCCAGGGCCCGUCCGUCCACAGAGGGGGGAAGCCCGCAGAGGCCCCACGUUACUCGUCCAAAUCAGAAGAGAGGACCAAGAUCAGCGGGAAAGGGAAAAAGAAUCCGAUGUACGGAGACAGCCUGCCGCCUCCUCCUCCGAGACCUCCAAUGUCCGACGGGGAGAAGCCGAUGCAGCCGGUGCCCAGCCCGCAAUCCGCCAUCGAGCAGAAGGUGAUGAAAGGUAUCGAGGAGAACAUGCUGAAGCUCCAGGAGCAGGACAGAGGAGGUCAGGGUGGUGAGGUGAAGCAGAAAGCCUCCAACGGCAUCGCCAGCUGGUUCGGCCUGAAGAAGAGCAAGCUGCCCGCGCUGAGCCGCAAGGCCGACGCGGCGAAAGCAAAGGACGAGAAGAAGGAGUGGAAGAUCAACAUCCCGUCAGUGGGCAGGGACUCUGUGAAAAUGGCCACCAGGUGUAAAGAAGGAGUGGAGGGUCUGAACAUCUCGACGCUGAUGGAGAAGGCGGAGGGGCUGAGGAGGGCGCUGGAGGAGGAGAGGGCGUACGUGGAGAGGUCGGGCAGGGGUCACUCCUGCGAGGUGGUGAUGGACCAAGCUCAGGGACAGCUGGCGGUCAUGUACAGGGGAGCGCGCUCGGACAACUUCAUGCAGCAGCUGCUCAACAGGGUGGACGGGAAGGACAUGAUCAGCGUGCCGCAGCGCCGGCUCUCGUUUGACUGUAAGACCUCCAAGCCGGUGUUUUGUCAGCAGGGCGACGUCAUCACUCACACCAGCAGUCGCGACGACAUGGAGAAGGGAUCAGACAGAAUCGGCAAGAUCACAUCAGAUGAAAACCUCGCUGAUUCAGUUCACUCCCAACACUUCGCAGGUAAGGAGGCGUCUGCCAGGAAUUCAUCAGAGGAAAGAAAUAUCACACAUUUUUUUAAGGUUUAUGAGCGUUACGACCUCAUGCAAGAUCAAACCAGACGAGUCUGGAAAUAG
Molecule: messenger RNA, 4025 nt
Organism: Plectropomus leopardus (leopard coralgrouper)
Lineage: Eukaryota; Metazoa; Chordata; Actinopteri; Perciformes; Serranidae
Source: RefSeq, a predicted model, not a curated record